AUGAAAAUUUUAUAUGUUUAUCUAAGUCAAACAAUGUUUAGAGAUGAAUUCGAUAAUUUACAGCAAAAUAUUGGUGACUUUAUUUCAAUAAAUUCAUUUUUUUCUGCAACAACAAUAAGUGCACUUGCACUUUCAUUUGCUGACGAUGGUUCAGGACAUCCACUUGUUGAAUCAGUUUUAUUUGAAAUUGAAAUUGAUACUACAAAUAUGGCUAAACCUUUUGCUAAUAUUUAA
Molecule: messenger RNA, 234 nt
Organism: Rotaria sp. Silwood1
Lineage: Eukaryota; Metazoa; Rotifera; Eurotatoria; Philodinida; Philodinidae
Source: the annotation of a GenBank genome assembly